This is a messenger RNA of Capsicum annuum, 2297 nucleotides long. RefSeq names its product LRR receptor-like serine/threonine-protein kinase GSO2. The record is from RefSeq and is a predicted model, not a curated record. NCBI's taxonomy places the organism in Eukaryota, Viridiplantae, Streptophyta, Magnoliopsida, Solanales, Solanaceae. The transcript is spliced from 2 exons. The coding region runs from base 10 to 2283 and encodes 757 amino acids. Gene Ontology annotation, molecular function: protein binding.
UAUGCAAUUAUGGAGAAAAUAUUCACCUCUUUGCUCUUCUUGCUUCACUAUGUUAUGGUUAGUUCAGCCAUGACCCAAACCAACACUACCACUGAUCAAUUAGCUCUUCUUUCCUUAAAAUUCCAAAUCAUUUCGGAUCCCUUUCACUUCUUGGAUGAAAGUUGGUCUCCCGCUAUCUGUGUUUGCCAUUGGGUUGGAGUCACUUGUGGCUCUCGUCACCAGCGGGUCAAGUCCUUGAACCUUUCUAAUAUGGCUCUUACAGGCAGAAUUCCACAAGAUUUUGGAAACCUGUCAUUUCUUGCUUCUCUUGACUUGGGAAGGAACAACUUCCAUGGAAAUUUGCCUCACGAAAUGGCACGCUUGCGUCGGAUUAAGUUUCUUGAUUUAAGUUUCAAUAACUUUAGAGGGGAGGUUCCUUCUUGGUUUGGGUUCUUACACCAACUUCAAGUUUUAAGUCUUAAGAAUAAUAGUUUCACCGGCCCCCUUCCCUCUUCAUUUUUUAACAUUUCAAAGCUUGAAAUGUUGAAUUUGGCAUUCAAUUCCUUAGAAGGUCAUAUCCCUGUGUCUCUCUCGAAUGCCUCGAGGUUGGAGAGGUUAGAUUUAUCUGGUAAUUUUCUUCAAGGGAACAUUCCAAAAGAAAUCGGUAACCUUCACAACCUGAACUGGUUGGCCAUACAAGAUAAUCAACUUAUGGGUUCUGUACCAUUAACAGUUUUCAAUAUUUCUAGGAUCGAAGUCAUUGCAUUUACAGGCAAUAGCUUAUCAGGAAAUCUUCCAAAUGGUUUAUGUAAUGGUCUCACAAUACUCAAAGGGCUUCAUCUAUCCAAAAACAAGCUUCAUGGUCAUAUGCCUACAAGUUUGUCGAAUUGUUCACAACUUCAAAUUUUGUCUUUAUCAUAUAAUGAGUUUGAUGGACCAAUACAUAGUGAAAUUGGAAGAUUGAGUAACUUGCAGUUCUUGUAUCUUGGAUUUAACCAUUUCAAAGGUGAAAUACCCAAAGAGAUAAGCAAUCUCGUUGAGUUGGAGAAACUUGAUCUUCCGGUUAAUAGUUUUAGUGGUUCGCUUGAUAUGGAGAUCUUCAACAUAUCAGGGCUAAGAAUAAUUGAUCUUUCACUCAACAAUCUAUCGGGAAGCCUCCCACCAAACAUAGGUUCUAUCUUACCCAACAUUGAAGAGCUUUAUCUGGCCAACUUAACCAAUCUUGUUGGGACUAUACCCCAUUCCAUCUCCAAUUGUUCAAAACUUACAAUCCUAGAGCUUUCUGUCAACCAACUCACUGGCUUGAUUCCCAAUUCUCUUGGAUAUUUGACUCAUCUACAGUUACUAAAUUUAGUGGAAAACAAUUUAACCAGUGACUCAUCAUUAAGCUUCCUGACUUCCUUAACCUAUAGCAGAAAUUUAACAGUUCUUGAUAUAUCUUUCAACCCUCUAAAUGGCAUGCUUCCAGCCUCUAUAGGGAACCUUUCCCCAUCUCUUAUAAGAUUUUACGCCAACAGUUGCAAGAUCAAAGGGCGAAUUCCAAAUGAUUUUGGGAACUUAAGCAGCUUGUUAGACCUUGAUCUUUCUGAGAACAGCAUGGCUGGAUCGAUUCCCACAACAAUUGGCAACUUGAGAAACAUUCAGCGCUUCAACUUGAGUAACAACAAACUUAUAGGAUUUAUUAGAGAUCAUAUAUGUAAAUUGCAGCAUUUGGGUGCUAUUUACUUGGGACAAAAUCAACUUUCAGGAUCCCUUCCUAAUUGUUUAGGGAACAUUACUUCGCUUAGAGAGAUACAUCUUGGUUCCAAUGAAUUGAGUUCCAAUAUUCCAUCAAGCUUAUGGAAUCUUGAGGAUCUAAUGGUUCUUGACUUAUCGUCAAACAAUAUGGUUGGUUCAUUACCUCUAGAAAUUGGGAACCUAAAGGCUGCGAUACUGAUAGACCUGUCAAUGAAUCAAUUGUCAAAUGGAAUUUCUAGAGAAAUUGGAAGCUUGCAAAAUCUGGCAAACCUUUCUUUGAGACACAACAAGUUACAAGGAGCUAUACCUGACUCAAUGAGCAACAUGGUGGGUUUGGAAUUCCUAGACCUUUCUCACAAUAAUAUAUCUGGAAUCAUUCCUAAGUCUUUGGAGAAACUUCAAAACUUGAAGUAUUUCAAUGUUUCUGUCAACAAAUUGUAUGGGCAAAUACCCUCGGGGGGUCCUUUCAAGAACCUCUCGAGUCAGUUUUUCACCUACAAUGAAGCAUUGUGUGGUUCUUCAAGAUUUAGUGUCCCGCCAUGCCCCGCAUUAUCAAUGGACAAAUGAAAUAGGAGAAGAUU